ACUCCCCCCCCCCCUCUUCCAAAAUUCUGUAAAAAAUGACAAAAACAACAAAUCCGUUUUCUUUGCAGAGAGUUUUCCCCGUUCUCCUGGUGGUGUGUCUGACUUCUCUCUUCGCUUACUACUACACCUCCGUCAAAUCCACGCCCAUCGGCUUCAGUAUAGAUUCUUUAGACGCGAGGGACCUUCAGAAAGUAUCGACCGCCCUUCAACAUGAAGAGUCCCCCGAGGCAGAGAACCAGAGAACCACCACCGAAGCGCCGUUGACGGAAACCUCAGCAAAAUCCCCCUCCUUCACCCCUCCUCCAGGGUCCUCCGGCGGUCGGGUGAGCACGGAGGGCGCGCCGCCGAAGAGAGAAGACGGCCUCAUGCCCUUCGAGGACGAGAAGGACUCCAAGUUCAACAUCGCCAAGAAGCUCUUCACUAAGGAAAACGUCUCGGCCGAUGUGGACGGACCUCCGCUGAAGAAGAUUUUGUUCUGGAACGAUGCUUAUUCGAACAAGGACUUCGGCUUCGGCUUCGGACGCGAGCCGUUCAUCCGAGCCGGCUGCCGCGUCAACACUUGCCUCACGACGGGAAAGCGCGACCGGUUCCCGCUGAAGGAGCUGGACGCUGUAAUCUGGCACUUCAGGGCAAACGACAAGUCCCUUCCUGCCGAGCGGUCGCCCCACACGCGCUACGUCUUCUGGAUGAUGGAGUCUGCGUCUCAUCUCUUCGGUGACAUAAGACGCUUCAAUAACCUCUUUAAUUGGACCAUGACCUACCGCCUCGACUCAGAUUUUGCCAAUCCGUACAACCGCGUGUACAGGCGGAAACAGCCCUUGCAAGUCGCACGUAACUACACUGAAGGGAAGAGCAAGCUAGCGGCGUGGUUCGUCACCAAUUGCUACACCAUCGGAGGCAGGGAGAGCCUCGUGAAGACCUUGUCGCAGUGGAUCAAAAUAGAUGUGUACGGGGGGUGCGGGCCAUUAAAGUGCGAGAGGGCCCAGCAGUCCGAGUGCCACAGAAUGCUCAAUCGAACCUACAAGUUCUACCUGUCUUUCGAAAACUCCCUCUGUCAGGACUACGUCACGGAGAAGUUCUUCAAUAUCUUACGGCUGGACGUCGUGCCCGUCGUCUACGGUCUGGGGAACUACUCCGUGCAGGCGCCUCCUCACUCCUACAUCGACGCCCUCUCCUUCCCGACGGCGAAGGACCUCGCCGACUACCUCCUCUACCUCGACAAGAACCACACCGCUUACAACGAGUACUUCAAGUGGAAAGAGAACUACUUCGUUGGGAGGGGCGACUGGGCGCGAGUCGCUCGGGCCUACUGUGCCCUGUGCGAGCGCCUGCACACGGACACGACCCCCAAGACGUACGACCUGAACGACUGGUUCGUGAGCAAGUCCCACUGCCUGUCUCGGUCGUCGCCCCGAAUCCGGGCCUUCAUCGGCGGGUACAAAUACUCCCAUUACAUCGCCUUCCUUGUCUCUGUCGUGGUCCUCACGGCUGUCGUCUUCGCUUUUGUCUUGACUGUAGCAGCAGAGCCCACAAAAGGAGACGCUUGCAAGGGCUACUCAAUUGGCUCCACAUUCGAGAAAGCUGCUUCAGGACCGGCCACCACGAUCCUCUUCGCCAGGAGCGUCUUGUCCUGCGCCGAGAAGGCCCUCUCCAUGCGCUCGCACACCGCCUUCAGUAUCCUUAGCCCUCGCCAUACCAUGCCGGCAGUACAACGUCUUGAUGAAUAUGAGUCCACAGUUUUAAAAGAUCGUAAAGUAAAACCAAAUACGAUUUCUGUCCCUUGUUCCCAUCUCCAUGUGGAAAUCGAGUAUGAAAAACGAAUCCUAUUGAAGGUAUGCGGCCCUCGAACAAGGAGCAAUAGCGAGGAAUCAUUGUUAAAAAUUUCUACGUCAAGACCUGAUGGCUUGAAGGAUGAUCAGUUAAACAAAGAGAACUGUUUGUCUUCCCUGUCGUCACUGCAACACCUCGAUAUGAUUCGCACAAGGAAUUUCUUUCUCCUUGCAUUCUCCCUGAUAUCCAUGCUCAUAUACCUUCUAUACAUGGACCUGUUGCCUGGCAGUGUGCGCCAAAUCGGAAACCAGGAGUCCUCUGCAGCCUCGGUUAAAUCUCGUAUUUAUAGCAGAGCAGAAGCGAAUAACUUCAUUUUCCCGACGGAAGAGGCAGACAACCCGAAGUUUAAAGCCCCCCCUGAAGAUUUCUUCAUAGAAAACGGAGACGCUGAUCUUCGGCAUCAAAACUAUUCUUCCUUGAAAAAGAUUUUAUUUUGGAAUGUUGAUGAUUUCCAAACGAAGCACUACGGCUUCGGCUUCGGCCACGCCCCCUUCGUCCGCGCCGGCUGCCGGGUGGACGCCUGCCUCACGACGGGCGAGCGAGGGCGCUUCCGGCCCGAGGAGCUGGACGCCGUCAUGUGGCACUUCAGGAGCUCGGACAAGUCGCUGCCGGAGAGCAGGUCUCCCAACACCCGCUACGUCUUCUGGGUGCUGGAGUCUGCGUCUUAUCUCUACGACGACAUCUCCCGGUUCGACAACAUCUUCAACUGGACCAUGACGUACAGACUCGAUUCGGACUUUCCUAGGCCGUACGCCCAAGUGUUCAGAAGGAAGGAUCCCUUACACAUCCCGUCGACGAGGAACUAUGCUGAGGGCAAGACCAAGAUGGCCGCCUGGUUCGUCUCUCACUGCUACACGGUCGGAGGGAGAGAGAUCCUAGUGGAGACCCUGCAGCAGUGGAUCGAAGUGGACAUCUUCGGCGGCUGCGGGCCCUUCAAGUGCGAGCGGUCGCAGCAGUCCGAGUGUCACAAGGCCCUAAAUGAUACCUACAAGUUCUACCUGGCCUUUGAGAACUCUCUCUGCCAAGACUAUGUCACGGAGAAACUCUUCGACAUGUUAAAGCUAGACAUCGUGCCCGUCGUCUACGGUCUGGGGAACUACUCCGUGCAGGCGCCUCCUCACUCCUACAUCGACGCCCUCUCCUUCCCGACGGCGAAGGACCUCGCUGACUACCUCCUCUACCUCGACAGGAACCACACUGCCUACACCGAAUAUUUCAAGUGGAAGACAGACUACUUUGUCGCCGACGAAUGGAUACAGAAAGCCCAAGCUUACUGUGGGCUGUGCGAGAGACUCCACAGCGACAACAGCACCAAAGUAUACGACCUGAGCAAGUGGUAUGUGCAAGAGUCGCACUGUGUGGGGAAGACGACCCUGGAAAUUCGGGAAUUCAUUGGCGGGUUCAAAUACCACCCUGCGGUACCCUUUCUCGCGAGCUUGGUGAUAGUGGCUGGUGUUGUCAUUUACUGUUAUUCUUACAUGCAAGACAAAUAGAAUAGAACGCAGGCUUUCUAAGUUGAUACGACAGAGAAAGCGAAUGGUACGAAAUGACUGAGUAACUUUAAUGAUUUGUGAGGUCAAAAAGUAGAAAAUCUUCCUAUGACAAAUUAGAGAGAAUUGGUCGUUUGUAUGGAAAGUGUUCCUCACCUGUUACACUGUCAGGUGCGUAUGAGGAAGAACACGAUCUUAAAGAAAAAAAUUAUAAUAAAAAAAGAAAAUAAAAAUAAACGUGGACCUUAUUUCUCUUCUACAAAAGGAACUGUUUCGUGAUGAAGAGGUGUACUUUUCAGGCCAAAAGUCGAACCAUACG
Molecule: messenger RNA, 3639 nt
Organism: Penaeus indicus
Lineage: Eukaryota; Metazoa; Arthropoda; Malacostraca; Decapoda; Penaeidae
Exons: 21
Coding region: 36-3323 (1095 amino acids)
Cellular component (GO): membrane
Molecular function (GO): fucosyltransferase activity
Source: RefSeq, a predicted model, not a curated record